Molecule: messenger RNA, 858 nt
Organism: Quercus robur (English oak)
Lineage: Eukaryota; Viridiplantae; Streptophyta; Magnoliopsida; Fagales; Fagaceae
Exons: 1
Coding region: 1-858 (285 amino acids)
Source: RefSeq, a predicted model, not a curated record
AUGAGUCUUUUAGUAUGGAACUAUCGUGAGCUUGGGAACCUAUGUAUAGAAGAUCAGCUUGUAGAUUUUGUGUGGGCAAAAGAUCCCUCUGUCGUGUGUUUAGCCAAGACAUGGACAGAAGCAAGGCUAGAACAGGUUCAAAGAUGUGUUCAAUUUAAAAAUCUAUUUGUGGUUCCUAGAUGUAAUAAGGCGGGAGGGUUGGUGAUUUUAUGGAAGGAAGGAUUUCCCUUGGAGGUUGAAAAAUAUUCAAAGAAUUAUAUUGAUACAGUCAUUAACAAAGGCAAGGAGAAUGCUUGGAGGUUCACUAGGUUUUAUGGAGAAUCGGACACCAAUAAGAGACAUGAAGCAUGGUCCAAGCUACGAGCUCUAAAAAACUGUGGGUCUAUACCUUGGUUGUGUGUGAGGGACUUUAAUGAAAUCACACAACAGUCUGAGAAGCAAGGUGGGCGAUCUCGGCCUUAUCAUCAAAUGCAGGCCUUUAGGAAUAUACUUGAUGAGUGCGGAUUUAUGGAUCUUGAUUUUGUUGGUUUUCCAUUCACUUGGCACAAACACUAUCCCAAUUUUACUAUAUGGGAAAGACUAGACCGAGCAGUUGCUACUAAUGAGUGGUUCUCAAUGUUUGCAGGUACAAAGGUGCACCACCUAGAUGUCACAUCUUCAGAUCAUAAAGCAUUAUGGAUUUCACCAGAGCAUAUGAAUUGCAGUUUUCAAAAACCCUUCCAUUUUGCACAAAUGUGGAUGACUGAAAAGGGUUGUAGUGACACCGUGGAAGCUAUGUGGAGUAUAAAUUCCAAUGAGUCAUGGGAUACCCAUGAGCUAAGGAAGCUUGAGACAUGUGGGGCGGCUUUGUCUAAGUGA